AUGACUUCUGAACCAUCAUCAUCAUCUCACAUCGCUGUCGGCGGCGCUACAUCUGGCCUUGCCGUCAAUCUUCACCCUCUUCCUAUUCUGAAUGUAUCUGAUCAUCUGAAUCGGACUCGUCUGGUCGCAAGUCAAUGCACCAAAGUCAUCGGGGCUUUGCUCGGCACCGAGACCAAUCGAGAGAUUUCUAUAGUCAAUUCAUUUGAGCUGAUCAUUGGCUCUGCCGAUGGAGAUGUGGAAAUGGAAGAAAGUAGUGCAUCGUCGAGUCGACCAAUCGACGGUCAAGCCUUGAAUUUGAGCUUUCUCGAAGCUCGAAAGGACCAAUUCAAGCAAGUCUUCCCAGCUCUGGAUAUCGUUGGAUGGUAUUCUGUCGGCGAAUCUCCUUCUACCGAGGAUGUUUCCCUUCAUCAAGAGUUCGCCGAAAUGGUUGACACUCCCAUCUUUCUUCUUUUCAAUCCCAAUGACCGACCUGGAUCUCAGACUCUGCCAAUCACCAUAUUCGAGUCAGCUUUGGCGGAGGGAGGAAAAGAUGAAGUAAAUGGAGGGAGAUUUGUGGAGCUCGCAUAUGGGAUAGAAACCGGAGAAGCAGAGAGAAUUGCUGUCGAUGGUGUGUCCAGAGGAGGUAUGGGAGGGGAAAGAGAAGAAAGCAUAGUCGUCGCCAACCUUACCACCCAAAGGAAUGCCAUCAGAAUGUUGUAUGAACGCAUAGCUGUCCUGCUGCAAUAUAUCACAGUGGUCAUCAACGAAAAUGCCAAGCCAGACCAUCCAAUUCUUCGUCAAAUCUCCGCUUUGGUGGCAUCUCUUCCUACUAUGGAUGCUAAGGAGUUUCGAGAUGAGCUUGUCACAGAAUACAGCGAUGUUCAAUUAACCGCAUAUUUGACGAAUCUGACGAAGCAACUCAAUGCUCUCAGCGAGUAUGCUGAUAAAUAUAACGUUCUCCACCCUCCACCCUCUGAGGACUUUGGAGGCUCUCAUGGUGGAAUGCGGGGCGGACGUGGAUUUGGUGGGUUUGAGAUGGGAGGAAGUACCGUAAGAAGGAACAGGAGAUAG
This is a messenger RNA of Kwoniella shivajii, 1050 nucleotides long. RefSeq lists its product as uncharacterized. The transcript has 9 exons. Lineage: Eukaryota; Fungi; Basidiomycota; Tremellomycetes; Tremellales; Cryptococcaceae. Gene Ontology annotation, cellular component: COP9 signalosome. Bases 1 to 1050 code for a protein of 349 amino acids. Gene Ontology annotation, molecular function: metallopeptidase activity; protein binding. The record is from RefSeq and is a predicted model, not a curated record. Gene Ontology annotation, biological process: protein deneddylation.